CUCGCCUUUCUCUUUCCAGUGUUGGCUGACUUACAGCUCCUAUAAACUAGUGGCAAUUUCUGCACCAGCCUGCUCCCUUUCAGUUUCUGGCUGCUGAGCCCAUGUGCCAGGGGCCGCCAGAAAGGAGACGCUUUCCUGAGUGGCGGAUCUCUGUUCCCUCUGGAAAUAUUCUUCUGCGAGUAUUUAUUGGUUUGACUAAAAGCAACCACACACCAUGGACCUCAUCGGGUUGCUGAAGUCUCAGUUCCUCUGUCACUUGGUCUUCUGUUACGUAUUUAUCGCCUCGGGGCUAAUAAUAAACACCAUUCAGCUCUUCACCCUCCUCCUCUGGCCAAUCAACAAGCAGCUCUUCAGGAAGAUCAACUGCAGACUGUCCUACUGCGUCUCCAGCCAGCUGGUGAUGCUGCUGGAGUGGUGGUCGGGCACGGAGUGCGUCAUCCACACGGACCCCCAGGCCUACCCCAAGUACGGAAAGGAAAAUGCCAUCGUGGUUCUGAACCACAAGUUUGAGAUUGACUUUCUCUGUGGUUGGAGCCUGGCCGAACGCUUUGGGGUGUUAGGGGGCUCCAAAGUCCUGGCCAAGAAGGAGCUGGCCUAUGUCCCGAUCAUCGGCUGGAUGUGGUACUUCACCGAGAUGGUCUUCUGCACACGCAAGUGGGAGCAAGACCGCAAGACCGUGUCGCAGAGCCUGCUGCACCUCCGGGAUUACCCUGAGAAGUACUUCUUCCUGAUUCACUGUGAGGGCACGCGCUUCACGGAGAAGAAGCACCAGAUCAGCAUGCAGGUGGCCCAGGCCAAGGGGCUGCCCAGCCUCAAGUACCACCUGCUGCCGCGCACCAAAGGCUUCGCCAUCACCGUGAGGAGUUUGAGAAAUGUAGUUUCAGCUGUAUAUGACUGUACACUCAAUUUCAGAAAUAAUGAAAAUCCAACACUGUUGGGGGUCCUAAAUGGGAAGAAAUAUCAUGCAGACUUAUACGUCAGGCGGAUUCCUCUAGAAGAAGUCCCGGAAGAUGAGGACAAGUGCUCGGCCUGGCUGCACAAGCUGUACCAGGAGAAGGAUGCCUUCCAGGAGGAGUACUACAGGACGGGCACCUUCCCGGAGACCCCCAUGGUGCCCCCCCGGCGGCCCUGGACGCUCAUCAACUGGCUGUUCUGGGCCUCCCUGCUGCUCUACCCUUUCUUCCGGUUCCUCAUCAACACGAUCAGCAGCGGGUCCUCCCUGACCCUGGCCAGCUUUGUCCUCGUCUUCUUUGUGGCCUCCAUGGGAGUUCGAUGGAUGAUCGGGGUGACAGAAAUCGACAAGGGCUCUGCCUACGGCAACAUCGACAGCAAGCCGAAGCGGAGCGACUGACCCCGAACACAUUAGCACCCAGAGGGGACCUUGGGGACUUGGUGGACGCUGCCUGUCAUCCUUAGUGGGACCCAGGGAUGAAGCGGGGUGAGCCCCUGCUGGGAAGCCAGGGAGUUUGGUCUCAAUGCCAGAUGGGGAGGAAGAUGUUCUUAAAUCUUUUUUCCCCUGUAA
Molecule: messenger RNA, 1522 nt
Organism: Suricata suricatta (meerkat)
Lineage: Eukaryota; Metazoa; Chordata; Mammalia; Carnivora; Herpestidae
Gene: AGPAT4
Product: 1-acylglycerol-3-phosphate O-acyltransferase 4
Exons: 9
Coding region: 215-1351 (378 amino acids)
Cellular component (GO): endomembrane system; mitochondrial outer membrane
Molecular function (GO): 1-acylglycerol-3-phosphate O-acyltransferase activity
Source: RefSeq, a predicted model, not a curated record